Messenger RNA from Oreochromis aureus, 2680 nucleotides. It is a transcript of the gene grb7, whose product is annotated as growth factor receptor bound protein 7. The record is from RefSeq and is a predicted model, not a curated record. The coding region runs from base 154 to 1725 and encodes 523 amino acids. NCBI's taxonomy places the organism in Eukaryota, Metazoa, Chordata, Actinopteri, Cichliformes, Cichlidae. Gene Ontology annotation, biological process: signal transduction. The transcript has 15 exons.
CCUCUCACCUCUUUAGCACACAUACGCAGUUAUCGGCUUUCUGUUUGGCUGCCGUGGGUUAGAAAAACGCGAAGCUCAGCAUCAGAGUAAGAUAUUAACAGUAUGGUUGAAAGCUGAAACCCGCCAACUUAACAGACGGAGUUUACAGGUAACAUGAUGGAGGUGGCAGGUUCCUGGACAGAAGUGUUUGAGCGCUCAGAGACGAAGGAGGAAUCGGCCGAGACGCUGUUGGGCAGCUCUACUCUCACUCUGGCUCCUCUGGUAUCUGACUCGCCAUCCAUCCGCCGCUCCCAGCCCAUCCUGAUUACCUCAAACAGGGCGAAGGGCGUGGAGUCGUUCUCUUCCUCCGUCCCGUCCAUACCAAACCCGUUCCCUGAGCUUUCCAAAUCUCCGGUGCUGAUCAGUUCAUUUCCACCACAGUCGAGUGACAAACAUGCGAUUAAGGUGUAUGGAGAGGACAGCCACAGCAGGUCGGUGUGGGUUUCUCCAGCAGCCACAGCCAGGGAGGUGUGCCACAUGUUGGUGCAGACGGCUCACUGCAGCGACCAGGAAAACUGGGCCCUCCUCGAAGUCCAUCCCACCCUCGGUCUGGAGAGGUGUCUGGAGGACCACGAGGUUGUGUUGGAGGUUCAGGCGACCUGGUCUCUGAAGGGUGACACGAGGUUUAUGUUCUGCAAGAACUACGCCAAGUACGAGUUCUUCAGGAAGCCAAUGCUUUUCUUCCCAGAGUCCAUGAUCUCCGACAGCGCUGAUGUCAACAAGGGUAUGACAUCAUCAGAGCUCAUUAAGAACCUGCUGAAGUCGGGGACCUGUCCGGAGAUCCAGGGUUUCCUUCAUGUUAAAGAACCAAGUCGAAAGGCCUGGAAGAAGGUUUAUUUCUUCCUGCGCCGCUCGGGACUCUACAGCUCCACCAAGGGCUCGUCCAAGGAGCCUCGUCACCUGCAGUACGUGGCUGAUCUGGACGAUCUGAACGUCUACACUGUGGUGAACAGCCGUAAACUGUACGGAGCGCCGACAGACUUCACCUUCUGCAUCAAGCCGUCCAAAAAUCCCAUCCGUGUUCAGGACCUGAAGAUCCUGUGUGCUGAGAACGAGCAGACACGAACUUGUUGGACGUCCGCCUUCAGAUUGUUCAAGUACGGGAAGCAGCUCCAGCGUAACUAUGAGAUGUCCAAAGCAGCUCCACAAAAAGUGGAAGGAUCCAGAUUUGCAGAUGGCAAAUCAAAGUCGGAGGAUAGCCUGGUGGCCAUGGACUUCUCUGGGAAGGCUGGCGGGAGGGUCAUCCAGAACCCGAUGGAGGCCCAGAGCGCAGAGCGGGAGGAGGGGCUUGCAUGGAGGAGGCGAGAGGCCCUGAGGUGCAGUCUGCCUAACCUGAACUCUGCUGUGAGACCUUCCUCCAUCCACAAGACCCAGCCGUGGUUUCAUGGUGGCGUUUCCAGAAAAGAAGCACAGAGACUGAUAGAGAAGCAGGGGCUGGUGGACGGGAUGUUCCUGAUUCGUGACAGCCAGCAGCACGCUCAGUGCUUCGUCCUGUCGCUGUGCUACCAGCUGAAGACCAAACACUACCUGGUGAUCCCAUUUGAGAACGGCGGCAGGAAGUACUACACCAUGGACGACGGCGACACGCUCUUCAUUGACCUCCUGCAGUUGGUCGAGUUUCAUCAAAUCAACAAGGGCAUCCUGCCAGUGUGCCUCAAACACCCCUGCGUCUGCGUCGCGCUAUAAACCCGCGGCUCCUUCACCUCACCUCUGCCCAGCUGCACCACCCAAACUCCCCACUCAGGUUGUCAAAGAAAAUCUCUCACUGCAGUGUGAUGAAUUUAUCAGGCUGUGAAACGAGGACUCGAGGGAAGACGGGCGAAAAGCAUACUCUCUGCUCCUCCUCCCUUUAGUUUUAAACACAUUAUUCUCCACAUCGUGCAGCUCCAGACUGUAGCUGCUUUUUAAUUUUAAUUAACGAGCAGCGGCCCCACCGGAGACGGCUUAAUUAGCCGCGUUGGACAGACUUUUUAGCGCUUUGGGGACCAUGUUGAUGACGUGCACUUUGAUUCGGAUCCAUGCUGCGGCUGCCAUGAGCCAGUCAGACUUUCACUGUGAUGAGCAGCAUCAGCAAGAAGAGGUGGUGUGUGAUUCUCACCUGCACAGUAGAAGUGUGGCCACCAGAGGGCGCUCUGACUCAAAGCUCAGAGGAGGAAUUCAUGGAUUUCUCAGCUCAGCGUAGGAAGAGGGCAUGUGUGGAUUACCGAGAGAACACUUAACCAUAAAAUGCACCUGGUCGCAAUCAUGUAGCAUGUAAAUUCUCACUCUCCUGACUGCUGUUUUUUUUGUACUUGUAUUUGUGCCUCGUAUUUUAAACAGAACCAGCUUUAAUUCGUGUAACAGUAAAAGCUAUUUCACUGCUGUAUUUGCACAAUGAUGGUGAAGGGGAAUCUGUCUUGUUUUGGUUUUACGAGAGUAAAAAGCUAACUGCCGAAGAGAAGCGGUCAAAGUUAUACAUCAACUCAAUCGUAACCCUUUAUUUUAUAGGUCGAUGAUUUCUGACAGUUUUCUCCGUGUAAUGAAAAAAGUGUAGUUUUACACCAAAAAGCAGAGCUGGUGCUGAGGUGGAGAGAAAAUGCAAUAAUUACAAAAUCUUUUUCCACUACUCAGAAUUUAUUUGGAAAAUAUGCACCAGCUUUUU